AUGUUUAACCUCGAAGACGAUCAUAUUCGAGCAUCUUUUUUACAUCCGAACUAUAAACAAUUGCGUGGAGCAACAAAAACACAGAUCAAGUCAUGCCACGCGUACUGUCGAGGUCUCGUUUUGCCUAAUACCACGGGUGAUGAUCCAGUAAUAAGUGACAAAGAUAUUUGUGAACCACCGUCAAAGAAAAGCAAGUUCAUGUUACAACUGAUGGAUAAGAACGAAACAGUCAAAGAACCAGGUAUGAACGAGAUCGAUCGUUAUAAUGCACUUACGGUCGAAGAGGAAUAUACAAAUCCUCUAACGUUCUGGCAACAACAACAUAUUCAAUUGGCCUAUCCAACCCUUUAUCGUCUUGCCAAACGCACUUUCGCAGUUCCAUGCAGCUCAGCUGCGGUCGAGAGCCAAUUUAGCGCAGCCGGUCAGAUUGUGACUCAGAGGCACUCGAAUCUAGAUCCUUCAACUGUCAACAAUUUAAUUUUCUUGCGAUCCAUUGAGAACAGCAAGCGACAAAUGUAG
Molecule: messenger RNA, 519 nt
Organism: Rotaria socialis
Lineage: Eukaryota; Metazoa; Rotifera; Eurotatoria; Philodinida; Philodinidae
Source: the annotation of a GenBank genome assembly